Molecule: messenger RNA, 6230 nt
Organism: Crotalus tigris (Tiger rattlesnake)
Lineage: Eukaryota; Metazoa; Chordata; Lepidosauria; Squamata; Viperidae
Gene: CTNNAL1
Product: catenin alpha like 1
Exons: 20
Coding region: 2020-4344 (774 amino acids)
Biological process (GO): Rho protein signal transduction; cell adhesion
Molecular function (GO): cadherin binding; actin filament binding
Source: RefSeq, a predicted model, not a curated record
CGGCUACUAUCUCAGUCCCGAUCGGUCGUUUCCGUCCUUCACUCUCCGGCAGGCGCCUUAGGUUACCCGCGCGCCGUCGGUACCCCUUCCUUAAGUCCUGAUUUUCAUUUCGAGUGCAUGCUAUCCAGAGUCACUCCGGAUAGGGGCCCUUAACAGACGGCUUCCCAAGGAAAGUAUCUUUGCUUUACAUUUUCGGUGGCUGUGCCCCACUCGCCCUCCGGGGAUGUCGUUAAAAAGCUCCCGGAGUUGGGGACUGAUGCGGGGGGGGGGGGGGGUCUUUCAAAAGCAUUGUAAAGUAGCCUGGAGCAAGAAUCCCUCUCCAGCCGUACCCCCACGCCCCCCCCCAUUUGCGCGCGCGCGCUUUCGCUCCCUCCGGAAAGAACUUGGAAGCGUCGCCCGGAAUUCGGAACGCGGGUUUGGCUUGAGUCCAACUUGGUGAAACCAAAACCCACUUAAAAGAACUGCAAACGGGGGUUUACGAGUCUUGUCCAGCGAGAGAACAUCUUGGAAUUUCAGCCUGGCCUUUGUGCUUUGUUUUGUCUUUCUCUCGGGCCCAGAAGUCGGGCAUAACUUUUUUUUUUUUUUUUAAUGCUCACCCUCACGAGCUGUAAUCCUUGAAAGAAUUUUGACUGCCUUCCGGAGGAUUAGCAGCGCAUCCCGUGUAGCCUUCGCUCGCAAUCUUUGUAGGGCGAGGGAGGAAGGAUAUAUUAUAUUGCAUGAAAGUUAACCUUAAACGAGGACGAUGUACGCCUCGUAAUCUUAUAAGGCAGCACUUCUCCAGUCUCUGAAAAUCCUGCAAAUUCAAUAAGAGUAGUUCAUCUGCAGCUCUCAAAACAGUUAUUCUUCUAGUCGCCCCAUAAAAUAAAGACUUUCUGGGAAAAUGUACUGAAAAUACGAUUGAGUAUCUCCCAUUGGUAAAUCUGUGCCUUUGGAACCAGUAAAAUUUAUUUUCCAGUAAAUGUAUAUAAGAUUGGACUAUGUGAGCACACACAAAUCAUGGCUUGCCCUUAUGCAAGAGAACUAGUUGAAGUAGCAUCUUAGUUAUCUGCAGUUCUCAUUCAUUUCACAGGGAGCAUUUUGAUCAUCUUGGUUUAGCCUGUCAGUGCUUUGUCAAAAGCCAGGGGAAAAGUCAGUCUGCUUCUGGAUUAAUCCCUGUUCAGGCAGUACAUUUCAGCAGGAAACUAAGAAGGUUGCUGAAUUGCAGCAUUAAUUUUAUUGAAUGUUCAGGCUGUGGGUGUAGACAGAAUUUCAGAUGUUUCAGUUGGAAGCCAGAAUGAGUGGAAACUGGAAGAAAAACCAGUGAAAUGGAUUUGGAUUUUACAGGCCUCCUUGGUGAAGUGUUCUUUUUAAAAUUCUAUGCAAACAAAUGAUUAUGUUGGAUGAUAAACUACUGUGGCUUUUUCCUGUAUCAAUUUAUUUACAUAAUGCAUAUGAUAUAUAAUGAUUAUAUAUUCUUCUGGCUUUAUGGUCUGUAGUUUAUGAGAUUAAUGAGGUAAAGUGAUUUGGAACAGAAGUUGCUUUGCUGCUUCCAAACUUAAUGAUGGUUAGAACAAUUUAAAUAUUUUUAAAAAUAGUUUAACAAGUUCAUAGAAGAUGCUGUUCCAUUUUUUAAAGAUUAUCUUUCUUCAUUUCCCUGUGGCUAUUCAAAAGUUUCUUUACUGUACUUAAUGCAUACUCUUUUCCAUUGGGCAACUUAGAAAGCAGCUGUUUACUUGCCUAGUUGUAUCAGACUCAGUAAAAAUAUUGUAAUAGCUUAUAUUAGUGGUGGUGAACCUAUGGCACAUGUGCCAGAGGCAGCACUCGGAGCCCUCUCUGUGGACACGCACGCCGUCACCCCAGCCCUGCAGCCCCCCUGGAGGAGAAUCACCCCUGGCAACAGCCCGCACAAAGGAGCACAGCCAAGCACAUGGCAGCAGGGACAAGAUGCCACCCUUGCGCCCCGUCACAUAGAUGAUACUGCAAGGCGCGGGCAGAGGGCAUGGCCUCCAUGACGCUGCUGGGCCGCCUGGGUGAUCUGCUAUGAUAACAACUCUGAUUAACCAUAAAGAUAAGCCAAAGAAGUCGGAUAAGACAUUGAAAGCAGUCCAACAGGUGGGCCAAGCAGUUAACCUAGCUGUUGGAAAAUUUGUCAUGGUGGGUGAAGCUAUAGCCAAAGAAAACCAAGAGCUGAAAGAAGAAAUGAAGGCAGCCUGCACUGAAGCAAAGCAAGCAGGUGAGACGAUUGCACAGCUUACAGACAUUGCAACCUUGGAUCGUCCAGAAUCUGAUGGCCAGAUAACAAUUUUUACAGACAAAACAGGAGUGGUAAAAGCUGCAAGGCUCUUGCUUUCCUCAGUUACUAAAGUAUUGGUGUUAGCUGACAUAAUAGUUAUUAAGCAAAUUAUAGCUUCUAGAAACAAGGUCCUUAAGACAAUGGAACAGUUAGAGAAAGUGAGCAGUUUUCAGGAAUUUGUGCAAAUAUUCAGUCAGUUUGGAAAUGAAAUGGUGGAAUUUGCCCACUUAACUGGAGAUCGACAAAAUGAUCUGAAAGAUGAAAAGAAGAAAGCUAAAAUGGCAGCUGCUAGGUCUAUUCUUGAGAAAUGUACCAUGAUGCUUCUCACUGCCUCCAAGACCUGUUUAAGGCAUCCCGAUUGUGAAUCUGCCCGUGUUAACAAAGGAGCAGUGUUCCACAGAAUGAGACUAGCUUUGGAACAGGUUAUAGAGAUUGUAGCAGACACUCGGCCCAAUGGAGAAAAUGAAUCAGGCCCAAUGAGCAUCUAUAAUGGCAUUAAGGAAUUCAAGAAUAAGGUAGAAGGUCUGCGAGAAAACCUUUACCUUCUGCCAAGGGACAGCCUUAGAGCAUUGCUGCGUCUUGUCCUUGAACUCACAGAAGAUUUUACUGAUUCUGCUUAUACAAGCCAUGAAACCCGGGGGCAUAUCUUGGAGCUCUCCAAACAAGCAAAGAUGGAAUUGGAACAGUUGGUGUCAGCCUGGAUCAAUGCUCAAAAUCAGAAGAAAAGAGAAAUCACAGAAGACUUGGAAAUAUCCAUACUAAAAAUGUGCCAGUGCAUGAAUGAACUUCAAAGAGAACUCCAUAGUGCAGCAAUAUCUGUUGCAGCAGACCUGAUAAAGUAUCAUUCUGAUCACCUUGUUUUGAAAGCACUGAAAGCCUGCGGAGCAGAAGGAAAUAUAGAAGCUAUUGCAGAGCAUAGCUAUAAGCUCUCUGAACAGAAAGACCAAUUGAUCGAAAUAUGCCAUCUAUUGAGACAUGUCUCUGGAACAGAGCCACUUGAAAUUACUUGUCUCCAUGCAGAAGAUACUUUUCAUGUGACUGGGCCUCAGAUAAUUUCUGCUGCUGAAACCCUGACAUUGCAUCCUUCCAGUAAAAUUGCAAAAGAAAAUCUGGAUGUAUUUUGUGAGGCUUGGGAAUCUCAGCUGAAUGACAUGUCCCUGCUCUUAAGAGAAAUCAGUGAUGUGUUUGAAGGAAGACGAGCAGGGUCAACAACCCCUGGGCUGCAGACAGGCAGGAACUGGGCCACACAAGUGAGUGAAGCACCAUCUGCGCAUGCACGGGAUUCAGGCAGCGUGCGAAACCACACACCCUGGUCCAUGAAAAAAUGCCCUCCAUGGAACUGGUCCCUGACACCCAAAGGGGAGAAGCGUGCAUACUUGUCACUACCCAAACCAGGGAAGCAUAAUGCAAAUUUAAAAGCCUUAAAGCCAGUCAGACUUGAUAAUGAGGAACAAACAAAACUUGGAAAAUUAGGUUUAGAACUUCAUAAGCUAACAACUCGGGUUGACUCUGAAAUGGAGAAAUGGGAAGACCCAGAAAAUGAGAUUAUAAGAUAUGGACAAGGUCUAUCCAGUAUGGCAUAUUCCAUGUAUUUAUUUACAAGAGGGGAAGGACUACUGAAAAUUACCCAAGACUUAUUCCACCAGGCAGAGGCCUUUGCUAUAGAAGGAUUAAAACUUACUUCAGCUCUCCAUAUAUUUUCCAGUCAGCUGGAAGAUGAUGACAAGCCACUGCUUCUGCAGGAGAUUGAGAGGAUGGUCUCUGCAUGUCAGCAGCUUCAGGUCACAGCUAAAGCCCCUGUGCAGGGCAAAACUGCAACUCAUCUAAAGGUGGAUACCUGUGUUCAGAAAGCAAAGUAUAUUCUGGAUAUACUUUCCCAAGUUCUGCCACUUAGCUUCAGAUUACUUAGAAAGCAGAAAGCAGGAAAUGGAUAUCUAAUGGCCCACUGCUCUUGGAAUGGCCAGCAUGCAGCAUCAAGAGAAAACAGUGGCCUGGCUGGGAGUACUAACACUUUUGGAAUCAAAUCCUUGGAACAACAUGUAGCAAGCCUCACUGUUUUGGAGAACAAAUGAAUUGAAGAUGGCCAUAUUUCUAUGUUGGAUUUGUACUUUAAAUCUCUCCUAAUUGCUUUCUUUUGAGAAAGGUAAAACCGGGUUAGAAAAAGCUGAUGUAGUCUUUUCACAUCUAAUAGAUGUCAUGGUACUUAGCAAUUAGCAAAAGGAACAGUCAGAUUUAAUGGCUGCAUAUUUUUGUAUGGUGAAUAACUUUUGGUUCACUGUUAAUACUGCUAUUUUUAUAAUCAAGUACAUUAUGAAUGUCUUAUUUUUCAAACCCCAAAGAUGCUGCUUUGAAUGUUCAUGCAAAUGAUCUGGAUAAUAUCAGAUAUGCUACAUGGAAAACUACUGGUGGUGGUUGCUGCUGCUGUCUUUUGUUUAAUAGCCGUUAUUAAUGUGAGUCUUGACCCUCGCCAAUAUCAUCUGCUGGGGAAAUCUGUUUUGAAAAAAGCUUAACUAGCUGAAUAGCUGCUCAGUCUUUGCCUCUUAAAGUGACUUGCCAAGAAAUUAUGUUGCCAUAGAUAACUACAUUUGUCUCCUGGUGGACAAGGAAGGGGAGGAACAGAACUAGGAUAGAGGCGGUCAAAAAAAUCCACUUUGCUGCUACUGGAUACGUAAGUUACAAUAAAGCUUUAAUGAUGAUAAUUUUAUUUUCAUUUAAAAACAGUGUCAGCAAUAUUUAAAAUUAAAACUAAAGAUCAGUAACAGCAUUAAUAAAAUCAGCUAUUUUAUAAAAGCUCCCUUUUAUCUAUAUUUUUAUGUACAAUCUUUAUAGCACUCUAAAGAAUUUUUUUCAGAAAUAGUUCUUCUAAAAUUACAUGUAGUAUGACCUAAUUCCCUAAUAAAUGUGAUUAUAUUUACAGCCUUAAAUAUAAAGCUCCAGCUUUCAUUUUAGUAUGAUAUAGGAAAGCUUAAGACUGAUCGUUCAAAUAAGUUGCAGCUAUUAAAAAUACUUACUUCAAAGAGGGCAUUAUCUUUUUUGCAAGUUCUUUUCCAAGCUUGUUUGAGAUCUGUAUAUAUCUUAAUGGUCCUAUGUUUCAGAUUGUAAUGUUAUCAUUACAUUCCUUGCCAGUCUUAAGUACUGUAAACUGAGUAUGUUUGAAAAUUAUAUAGCGAAGGUAAAUUACUCCCACGUCCUUCGCAUUUUUCUAAGAGGACAACUUGAAGUCACAAGCUAAUUAAUAUAUGAUGCUCAAUCAUAUUUGACUGUAUCAUGCAAUGUAGAGGUUGGGAGUCAAAAAAAGAAAAUAAGUAAGCACUUCUAACCUUCUUACCUCUUUUUUUUCUUCUGUAACCCAGUCCCAUCUUCCACUUCUGUGGCAUUUAUAUUAAUGUUACAAUUGUUAAACAUAUUUUUAACAUUUGGUCCCAUAAAUCUUUGAACCUUCACUCCGCAAACCUUAAGGCAACACAAGCUAAGGACUGGUGUAUCAUCUAGUUAAUUUAUAGUUUCAGGGUUGCUGCUCAGCCAUCAUAUGGCACUACGCUGUAAGCUUCAUCACUAAAAUCCUCAAAAAAACAUAAUAAAAAAGUGUUGAUUGGUGGAUUGAUAUUUUCAGAUUGGGUUUUGGUUAAUAAAGUAGAAAGUGAGUAUAAUGUACAGAUGAAAUCUAAGUAAACAAAAGCUUUUAUUGACAUAAAGAACCCAUACAAUAUUUUGGCACUACAUCCUUAAAUCCAAUACUAAAAGUUACAGAUGAGAUUUUUGAAAGUCUUAAAACACUGACUUUGUUGUUUAAAAAUGAACAAUUAAAAUUAUAAUCAUCCAAAAGUAAAGUAUGAAAAAUCCAUAAAGUCACUUUAGUAUGGGACAUACUGGAAGAUAUCUGAUGUAUUUCACACUUCUGCUGAGUUUUCUUUCUUUGUAUUGCAUAAUGAUGUGGAAUUAAAACGUUUUGACAGAA